AUGGCAAGUGACGAUAAGAGGCAAACUCUGAGAGAUACAGUUUUCAAAGAGUCCUUCGAUUUAUCACAGAAGAUGCGUCUUGGAAUGUUUUCUGUCCCAGUUUCAACAGCAAUAGGUGAUGAUACGUAUUUCAAGACGAAGCCUGCUAGAAGAGAUGCUGAAGGCAAUGUCAUUACAGAUCCUAGAAACUUCACUACUAAAAACCCUAAGAAGGGUAACAUAGAUAGUGUACUAUUCUCCAAACCAGAAUAUAUAAGCAUAGGAGAUCCUUUCAAAGAACCAUAGAGGGUACCAAUGAGAGAUUCUAAGAAGGAUGGUUUUAAGAGUGGAGGUCAUGACUUGAAUUUUAAGCCAGCAAAGACUGUUUAGCGUACAGUCAAGGCUGACUUUGAACAUAUGACUGAUUUCAAGGAAGUUUCAAAAAGUAGAAAAGCCCCCGAAGGAGGAGUGAUUACUGAGCCUAAGAAUUUCCUCACUAGUCCACCUAAGAAAGGCAUCGUAGGUAAAGGUACCACAUUUACUGGGAAUAUAGAACACCUUCCUGAUCCCUUCGACACUAAAAAAGAAAUUGCUAGAAAAGAAAGAUAAGAUCAUUAGAGUAAAGUCUAGGAUAAACCUUUUUCUUAAAAAGUCAAAGGCAUUCAAACAUUUGCAACUAUAAAAGAGGUUUUCGGGGAAGAUAGAAACUAUCCUUAAAAAUAGCCUCCAAGCCCAAAAUCACCAUUAAUGACUCAUGAUAUUCCUUUUAAACCCUCAAAUCCUCCCAAGAGAGGAUAUAACAAGACUUUGGAAAAAUUCCCGGAAUAUAAAGAAGACCCUCUUAAAGAAAUCACUCGUAAAAAGGAAGAAGAAGGAAGCAGUAGUGCAAAGUGGAAGCCAACUCACAAUGCAAAAACAGUACCUACACCUUCAAUUUCUACUUAAUAUAAGAACUUGAAAACUGAAUUACCAUCUGCUUUCCAAAAAUUCUGA
Molecule: messenger RNA, 972 nt
Organism: Stylonychia lemnae
Lineage: Eukaryota; Ciliophora; Spirotrichea; Sporadotrichida; Oxytrichidae
Source: the annotation of a GenBank genome assembly